AAUAUUUUAUGUUUUAAACGAGUGUAUUGACUAACAAACAGAUGUCUAACUCGUACCACACCCUGAACAGGAUUUAAUUUUUUAGUGCGUCCAAAAUAUCGCUGUGUAUUGACACGUCGACACAUGUGUUUUUAGCCUGUGUAGGCUAAAACAGGGCAGGUCUGAUGUGCUGGACACCAGCAGGAACUACGGGCUUAAAGGAGGAUGUCCUUAACCCAGUGGAACGUUUGUGUACGUGUGCUUAGAAGUGGCACCAGAUAAUUGUCGAAACAAACCUUUAGAAAAUCGAAACGAGUGCAGAAAACAUUAAUUUGAGAAGACCGGAGCAGCACCUGUGUGAUGACAAACUUUGCAACGACGAUCUCAAUUGAAAGAUUCACGCGACUAUCUCAACGUUGUUUGAAACGAAAUAUCUAAAAUGGAUUUAUUGUGGAUCUAAUGUCUUUCAGUGGAAAACUGCGGAAGUUUGCCAGGACAGCAGAUUUUUAGGUCAUAGCCUACAGAAAUUUUGCCACGCAGUCGUUCUUGAGUUCAGGAUGUUCAGUGAAGUACCUACCCCUCCAUGGCUACGUUCACACACUUGGUGUUUAUCAAACAUCUUAAAUUGUUUGUCUAUUUACACUAGCCUACUAGUCACACGUGGAAUAAACAUCGUCUGUAUGCCCAGGUAAACCACAAUCAAAUCCCGUUUCUAUUAUCGCGAUAGCUUGAAUAACGACUAACUGUUGUGACAGAGUUAUUUCAUUUGAAUUCUGCUAACUUUUGCGGCUCCUCUGCUGUUAAGAUUUUGUUUCGAAAUUGAACUUUUGAUUUCCAAUUAAUUCCUUUUGUUCCAUGAUGGCCUAGAACAUAUUCUAGCCUAUCUGUUUCUAGUUCAGUUGCGUAAAUAUUUCAGGUAGUCACAUCAGUUUAAGAAUGUGGAGUCAGUCAGUACUGCACUAAGUGUGAACAUUUAAAAAAUGAAGUUUAGAAAUUAUUUUAGAGGCAGUGGGAGAGUCCUAGCGUUUGUGUUUGUCGCAUCUGUACUCUGGCUCCUCUUUGAUAUCGCAGCACUUAGGAUAUCCUUCAAUGAUGUGAAUCAGGUUCUCAAAGAGAAAGAGAUUGUACUAAAACAGGGUAGGAGUAAAAACAAUGUAGAUAAUGCCUUUAAACAUCCUAAAGUAAAUGUAGAAAAGGGGGAGUUUUUAAAAAACAGAAAAGGUUUUGGAAAGAAAGUUAAUGAGAUUUAUAGAAAGUGGCCAAAGUUCAGUACAGAACCCCAAGGUCUGCUAAACAACAAUAAACAUUUGAAUUCAAUGUUAAUGGCUGACAAGUCUUUUGUGGAACAAAACGAGGUAAUUAAUCAAACCAAAGUGAAUCUAACUGUGAAAUCACCUGUGAAAGGAACAAUUAUUAGCAUCCCUCCAAAAACUGAAAUUAACGGCAAAGUGAACAGCAUAUCUGCAAAGAUGAACAAAAUAAAUGCUGCUGUUGGACAGACGGAAACAAAUCUAGAUGUUAAAGCACCUUUACUUACUAAAGCACUGCCUGCUGUCCAAGAGAAAAUAUAUUCUCCUGCACUCAAAGAAAACACUGUGGAGAAAGUAAAUCAUACCAAUGACACACUUGUAAUGUCACAUAAUAAAGUAUAUGUAGAUUCAGGUUUACAAAAUAACUUGAGUAAGGAUUUUCUCAAACCAACAAAGACUGAUAAACCGACAAAUAUUAUUGACAAUAGAGAGAAACAUGCUGAUAUUUUCAACAAAACUAAACCAGUUAUUACUAAAAAAACAGUAGAAACAGCACACUCUCCUAGUGUGCGAGUGAGGAGGUCAGGAGAGCUUCACAAGGUUAUGGCUCUAGAUGUGACAGACUUGCCCAGAAAUCCACAGGCCGUGGGACAGUUUGGACAGCCUGCAAGUGUUCCCAGAGAUAAAGAACUGGAGAGUCGAAGACGCUGGAGUGAAGGACAUUUUAAUGUAUUCCUGAGUGAACAGAUACCAAUAGAUAGAGCCAUUCCAGACACCAGACCCCAAACAUGUUCAGAAAAUCUUGUUCAUGAUGACUUGCCCGACACCAGCGUGAUCUUUUGCUUUGUGGAUGAGGUGUGGUCAACUCUGCUACGCUCAGUGCACAGUGUGCUCAACAGGUCUCCUCCACAUCUGCUGAAGGAGAUCAUUUUGGUGGACGACUCCAGCACCAAAGACUACCUGAAGGAGCAGCUGGAUGUUUAUAUGGCUAAGUUCCCUAAAGUAAAAAUCAUCCGUCUGAAAGAGAGACAAGGCCUCAUCAGAGCCAGGAUUGCAGGGGCCAGUGCUGCUACAGGUGAAGUGUUGACAUUCCUGGACUCUCAUAUUGAGUGUAACGUGGGGUGGCUGGAGCCACUGUUAGAAAGAGUUUACAUGGACCGCAAAAAAGUGGUCUGUCCUGUUAUUGAGGUCAUCAGCGAUAAGGACAUGAGCUACAUGCUUGUUGAUAACUUCCAAAGAGGCAUUUUCAGAUGGCCACUGGUGUUCGGCUGGAGUGCUCUACCUGAAGAAUAUAUUAGAAAGCACCAGGUCAAGGAUUCAGACCCCAUCAGGUGUCCUGUCAUGGCAGGGGGUCUUUUCUCAAUAGAUAAGAGCUAUUUCUAUGAGCUGGGGGCAUACGACCCAGGCCUGGAUGUCUGGGGUGGUGAAAACAUGGAAAUCUCUUUCAAGAUCUGGAUGUGUGGCGGCGAGAUUGAAAUCAUCCCCUGCUCACGUGUCGGCCACAUCUUCCGUGGCGAUAAUCCUUACAAGUUCCCUAAAGACCGUGUGAAGACAGUAGAGAGAAACUUGGCCAGGGUUGUAGAGGUGUGGAUGGAUGAAUAUAAAGAGAUCUUUUAUGGUCAUGGCUACCACCACCUACUGGACAAAAGUGUAUCCGAUAUAGGAAAUCUUACAGAACAGAUUCAGCUGAGACAAAAACUCAAGUGUAAAAGCUUUAAAUGGUACUUGGAGAAUGUGUACCCAGACCUGGAUGCCCCUCUUGUCAAAGCUGAAGGAGUGAUUUUUAAUGUUGGAGCCAGAAAAUGUUUGGUAUUUCAAAAUGGCAUAUUUUCUUUUGAUAAAUGUGAGCUUACAGAUAAGAGUCAACAAUUUAGCUAUACCUGGUUAAGGAUGCUUCGACAGAACACUUCCUGCUUGGCUCCUCAGGAAACACAGAUUAUCAUGGAACCCUGUGACAACACUAAGCCACAUCUCCGCUGGAUGCACAAGUCUGGUAAAGUUUUGACGGAUCAUGUGAUGAUAGAGAGUCAUUCCCAACCAAUCUGUCUGGAAGCUGGAGUUAAAGCUGGCAUCUACCUUAAGAACUGUGAUCCCAUCAAUACUUUUCAAAAAUGGCAGUUCACACAUUACUACGCUCAGUGAGAUGCUCCAGAAUAUCACUGACAUAUUCUCCAUCACAAUUUUCUCCUCUGUCUUGAUAUUUCUUUAUUUUUAUUUUUUUUUUUCAUUUUUUUUUUUUUAUUUAAAUAUGUGUGAUUUGAGGAAAAGGUUUUGUGUAAGGUCCAUAUGUGUAAUGUAGAUGUGCAUUUGUUUUUUUUCUUUUUAUUUUGUUAUUUUACAUGUUUACUCAUAAUUGUUUGGGGAUUGAUUCAGGUGUCUUUUUGGCUAAUUCAGAUUAUUCAUAUUUUUGGGGUUUUGUGAGAAAUACUUUUGGAUAUUGAUAGCAAAUUAUACACAGGGGUUUUGCACAAUAAUAAUAAAAAAAAAAUUAAAAACCCAUCUGGGGAUUUUUUACAAGUUCAAAUUGUCUCUGUACACUAUCAAGGAUUUAAUUUUGUUGAAGUGGGUAUGAAAUGUCUGACUUUAAUAUCAUAUUGUCUAUUUCCAAGUGAAACUGCUUUUUGGACAAGAACAAAAAUGUAGAUUGGAUUGUGAAAAGUGAGUGUUGCAUACCUCGAAGGGCCACUGGCCCAACGACUUAAUCCAAUGAAGGUUUUCUGUGCAUUCUGUAUUUGCCUUGCACUGCUGUGCAUAAGUUAUUGCAGUUUACUGUUUGACUCCUUUUUAUCAUAACCUUGAAUAUAGGUUGGAAUGCCAAAUGAUAA
Pimephales promelas (fathead minnow) is the source of this 4054-nucleotide messenger RNA. RefSeq names its product polypeptide N-acetylgalactosaminyltransferase 5 (gene galnt5). Gene Ontology annotation, biological process: protein O-linked glycosylation. Gene Ontology annotation, cellular component: Golgi apparatus. NCBI's taxonomy places the organism in Eukaryota, Metazoa, Chordata, Actinopteri, Cypriniformes, Leuciscidae. The record is from RefSeq and is a predicted model, not a curated record. Gene Ontology annotation, molecular function: polypeptide N-acetylgalactosaminyltransferase activity.